Capsicum annuum is the source of this 1228-nucleotide messenger RNA. RefSeq names its product RNA-binding protein 2. NCBI's taxonomy places the organism in Eukaryota, Viridiplantae, Streptophyta, Magnoliopsida, Solanales, Solanaceae. Gene Ontology annotation, molecular function: mRNA binding. The record is from RefSeq and is a predicted model, not a curated record. The transcript is spliced from 7 exons. The coding region runs from base 238 to 939 and encodes 233 amino acids.
AUGGUUAAUUUAUGCUGACAACAAAAAAAAAAAAGAAAAGGUAAAAGAAGAAGUACAGUAAAAUUUACUUUGGUACUUUGUUUUUUCAGAAGGUACAUACAGUUUAUGUAAAAGACAGUACAUAAGAUCCUUGACGGAUUUAUAGAAACUCCGAUUCUAAAGCAGCGAAUCGAGCUGUCUGGGUUAUUAUAAUCCCUUUUUAUUUUCCAUUGAAUCCACCUUCUUUAUCGGAGUGAAAUGUCAGAUGCUUACUGGACAGUCACCGACGACCGGGUAGAGCCGGCAUCUUUUCCUCCGGUGGUCGCCGCUAAACGCCCUCGGACCGAACCUGAUGUUCCAAGUGGUCCUGAGAUGCCUGGCCAUCAUAGCCACAAUGACGAUGUACAAGGAGUGCAUCAUGCCAUUAGACCUACGGAUCCUAUUGAAGCAUCCUAUGACCGAUACUUGCAAACCGGGCAAACUUCCUCAUAUGCUGGUGGUGAAUCCGCAAGAUCCAUGAGUAAUGGAGUAACCCGUCAUCCUAAUGACGGUCCACGUGUUAAGGGUAAUGUGGGGUCAGAGCCAAUUGCUGCUAAAAGCUGGACCAUUGGGUUUGGAGGUGGUAGAUCACAAGUUCCUCUUCCACCUGAGGCUAGCAGUACAUUGUUUGUGGAAGGGCUGCCUGCUAAUUGCACCCGAAGAGAGGUGUCACAUAUAUUUCGACCAUUUGCAGGUUACAAAGAUGCUAGACUGGUGAUCAAAGAAUCACGACAUUCAGGAGGGAAUCCAUUUGUUCUUUGCUUUGUUGAUUUUGUGAGUCCGGCCUAUGCAGCCACUGCGAUGGAUACUUUACAAGGUUAUAACCUCGAUGAUCAUGACCGUGAUUCCCCCAUUUUAAGGUUGCAAUUUGCUCGCCGACCUGGUGCCAGGUCAGGUGGUUGGCAUCGUGGAAGGCAUUAAAUUAUGCGUCGUUACAGGACCAACUUGAAUUUGGAGAUUACCUAUUUAGAUGUUAUGCCAGCUGUGCGGUUUCGUGUUCAACUUCUCUCUCUGAAUGGGUGGUUUCAUUAGGACCAGCAUUAGCAUUUAGCUUUCAUUUCCGUGUCAGUUUCUGCACCGUCCUUCGCUGAACAGAGUGUUGUUAUAUUUUAUAUCCUGACUGAGGAACGAUAAUUCCAGUUUAUAUGACGCAUAAGAUGUUAUUAAUACCAUUGUAAUGAUAAGUGGGAGGUCUUGUGUACUAUUUUUA